Molecule: messenger RNA, 342 nt
Organism: Phaeodactylum tricornutum CCAP 1055/1
Lineage: Eukaryota; Bacillariophyta; Bacillariophyceae; Surirellales; Neidiaceae
Exons: 1
Coding region: 1-342 (113 amino acids)
Cellular component (GO): membrane
Source: RefSeq, a predicted model, not a curated record
AUGUCCAAGAUUCCGGGAUCCGCGCACAUGAACAUGGGCGUUGGUGGUUUGACUAUUCUCGGCGGCGUCGCCGGUUUUGCGCGCAAACGUAGUAAAGCAAGCUUGGUCGCCGGCCUCGGUGUGGGCUCGAUGCUGCUUGGUUCGAGCUAUCUGAUUGUCAAGACGGAUCAAAUCUACGAAGCGCAUCUACUGGGCACUACCGCCGGCGGUAUUCUCGCGCUGGGAAUGGGAAAACGCUUCGUGUCGACGAGGAAGGUCAUGCCAGCAGGUCUGGUCAUGGCGCUUGGUGCCGUGACUUGUGCGUACAACUUCAACAAGGCGCAAGAAUGGAAACCCACGUAG